Mya arenaria is the source of this 2923-nucleotide messenger RNA. Its product is annotated as cell cycle checkpoint protein RAD17-like. The transcript has 17 exons. Gene Ontology annotation, biological process: mitotic DNA replication checkpoint signaling; DNA damage checkpoint signaling; DNA repair. Bases 77 to 2173 code for a protein of 698 amino acids. NCBI's taxonomy places the organism in Eukaryota, Metazoa, Mollusca, Bivalvia, Myida, Myidae. Gene Ontology annotation, molecular function: chromatin binding. The record is from RefSeq and is a predicted model, not a curated record.
GUCUGGUAGCCCAUCCAUCAUGGCGGCGCCUACAAAAUAAAAUUUUGUCAACUUUGCUUCAAAACAGAGAAAAGCUAUGAGCAAGAGGCAAGCAAAGCUGACCAGCCUGUGGGUUGAGAGUGAUGACGAUGAUGACUGUAUCAUCUUGGACCCCAUACCUGCUUCCUGCACAGGAGGAAAGAAAGCUGCUAAUGUUUCUGUUGUAAAAGUCAACAGCACAAAGAAACCAACCCAAUGGGUUUCAUCAGCAUUUGAUGGAUUUGGAGACUUUUCAAGUAGUGCGCCAAAGUCAACUUAUAAAACAGUUUCCAGUAAACAGCCAGGAACCUCCAGCCUCCAGACUAGAUUAGCCCCAGGCAAGAGGCCGCAUGAGGCCAUAAGUACUGGGGAUUUCGAUGGAAACAGUAGGAAGACAGUGUCCAGAAGACUCAAUGUAAAACCUGAUACUGCUCUCUGGUCAGAGAAAUAUGCACCAGAAACACAGGCGGACUUAGCUGUUCAUAAGAAGAAGAUAUCAGAAGUUGAAGACUGGAUCAGCGGACAUCUGAAUAAAAAGAAUGUGCCCCCAAUCCUACUAUUGACCGGGCCAGCGGGAACAGGAAAGACUGCCACUAUUCGUGUUCUGGCCAGACAGUUAGGCUGUGAGAUCCAUGAGUGGUCCAAUCCACUGCCAGGCGACUCGUAUGAUAGCAGCGCCAGCAAUGAUGACUGGAGGUCAAGGUCACGGGUGGAGGCCGGUAUAUCGGGCUCUCAGUCUGCCCAGUUUAAGGAGUUUCUGCUACGGGCCAACAAAUACAACACACUCGACAUAUUUGGGGGAGGGGGCAUAUCCACCACGAGGCUUAUACUGGUCGAGGACUUUCCAAACAUGUUCUACAGAGAUGCGACUGCUUUUCACAACAUACUACAGCGGUAUGUCCAGGUUGGAGGCAGCCCUCUGGUGUUUAUUGUCAGUGACAGUACGAGUGGAGAGUCCACAGAGAGACUCCUCUUCCCACGGAACAUACAGGAUCAGCUUAACAUAACUAAUAUCAGUUUUAACCCAGUGGCGAUGACGAGCAUGACAAAGUUUCUGACCAAGAUAGUGACGGAGGAGUCACAAAAAGGCAGUCACCGAUUUACCAUCCCUUCUAAGGCUGUUAUCGAGUCGAUAGCCAUGGCGAGUACGGGUGAUAUCCGGGGAGCCAUAAAUGCUCUACAGUUUGCCUGCCUCAAAGAUACUUGUGAUUUGGCGAGUGCGAUAGGCAGCAAAUCAAAGCCCCGGGGAGGUAAAAAGUCUGGCAGCCAGCGAGGAGGAGGGAUGAAAAAAUCGCUGAGCAAGAAGUCAAGUUUCCAACGCGAGGAGGACUUCCUGUCUAUAGGGGGCAAGGACACAUCUCUCUUCCUGUUCCGAGCUCUAGGGAAGAUUCUCUACUGUAAACGAGAGGAGCCCCCGGCAGACUCCCCAUCCCUGCCCCCACACCUGGCCCAUUGCUACAGGGACCCCCUCCAGAUUGUACCAGAGGAGGUCGUAGAGAGGUCACACCUAUCAGGUGACUAUUUCGGGGCUUACUUACACCAGAAUUACAUGGAGUUUUUCUCCACCAUUGAGGAUGCUGUCACAGCCAGCGAGUACCUCAGUGACGCAGACUACCUCACUAUUGACUGGGCUUCGCGUUCAGCCCUCCAGCAGUAUGCAGCUUCUGUAGCCACCCGUGGCAUCAUGUUUAGUAACUCUACCCGGGCCCGACACACCGACAGUGGGGGUGGGGGGCUAGGGUGGAAACCCCUCCAUAAACCACAAUGGUACACUGCCAGUAAACAGGCUAGACAAAACUGUGAAACUGCCAGGUACCUGUUUAAAUCCUAUCAUUCCUCGCCCGUUGCCUUACAGACAGAACUCAUUCCCUACAUCUCCCUGAUAAACACAACACUGCAUGACACAGGUCAAAUAUCUUUCAUGCAAGAAAUAUGCAGAUUUUCUAGUCAAAGAAGGUAUGAAAAACUAGAUGAAAAAGAGGUUGACAUUAGUGAUGAGGAGAAUGAUGUCACACCUGUCCCAGCCAAUAAGAAUACAGGACAGCAGGAGUUGCCAUUGGAAACUGAUGAUGUCAUAAGCAACAGCCAAUCAAAUGUAAAGACAUCGCAGGAAAAUGAAGAUGAUGAUUUUGUGAUAGAAGACUAUGAUGACUGAUUGAUAAGUUGAACAGAAAGACUUGACUUUGUUACUUUCUGUGCUUCACUAUUUGGUGUUUUCAUAUUGAUAUGUGCUCAACAUAUGCUUAAUACUGUGAAAGUUAUGAUCAUCCAAAGAUGAAUGUUGAUAAGCUGUAAUGUGCAAUGUUCCUAGUGUUGUUGCUAAGAUACUGUAUCUUUUGCUAUGGUAUUCAUAAUGGAAGAUUCUAGCGUCAAUAUCUGGAAUCAUAUCAAGUCCCUUAUAACAGUACUAAGCUGAGAGAUGUAGUUUGGUUUCUGUAUAAAUUCUGAAAAUAUCUCCUUUUAAGUUUUAAAAAAAAAAGUGAUUUGGAUAAUCAUUAAAAAAUAUAUCUUAUUUCUAGAUUUUUUUUUUAAAUUUAGCUUAAAAUUUGGCUAAAUGAAACAAGAUACUUAACUAAUGACAUGUUCAGCAUAAGAGUUUUUGAGUAAUUUAGACCUAAUGUUAUGUUUAACCAAGCAAGAGAUGCAGCUUUAGCUUACAACAUCAAAAUAGAUUGAAAUUAAUUUAAAACUUAAUGCUCCAUUAUAAUUGAAAGAUUUCAGAUAUAAAUCAAGAUUCAUGAAUCAGUUUUUGCAAAAAUGCCUUAAGACUGUGAUACAUAUACCGUGCUUAUUUUCUUUAAGUAUUAAUUCUUGGUCUUAUUAUUUUGUCGCAAACAUAACAUGAAAAUGAAUCUCUUGCAAUUUGUUGGAUAAUAUUUUGUUGAAAUAAAAUUUAUUUCUUGUC